Ilyonectria robusta is the source of this 813-nucleotide messenger RNA. RefSeq lists its product as uncharacterized. The record is from RefSeq and is a predicted model, not a curated record. NCBI's taxonomy places the organism in Eukaryota, Fungi, Ascomycota, Sordariomycetes, Hypocreales, Nectriaceae. The coding region runs from base 38 to 490 and encodes 150 amino acids. The transcript is spliced from 2 exons.
CCGCACAACGCCUCUUGAUGUCUUGCUCCAUUAAGUAAUGCGUCUUAGGUCUACUCCUCAAGAGCUUCAAGAUGAUAUGAUUUCCAUCGUCUGUGUCCGCUGUGGCGAGGAGAAACCGGCAGGUGACUUUAUUGGCAAAAGGAAAUCGGUGGGGCACACCAAGAACUGCCAGGACUGUCGCAAUCAGCGCAGUUCUCAUUACUCCAGGUCCAGAGGCGCGAUCCUGACGUUAAGGAACCUCGCCGUCAAUCCUUCCUCAACUGGGGGUCCCGCUCCGAAGAGAACUGAAGAAGAUGCUAGCCUAUCACCUCCUAACGCCAGGUUCGGAACCCAGCCUACGUCGCCAGAGAGGCUACGGCAAUGUCAUACAGCGAAGACGUUAUCCGGGGCGUCGAUUAGCCAGCCGUGUGUAGUGUUGGGGACGCCAAUUCCACCAACCCAACAAAGCUCGCGGCUCUUCCGUACAAUAGCUCCCUUACCUCCUGUGUAGCCGACGGCACUACUAACCGCCUCACAUUCUGAUCCGUCUACUAUCCGAAGCAGCACGCCUGAUAUAGGUCACCCUGACUUGGCUCCUAGAUUCCUCAAGUGCGGGAGAGACUCACAGGACGAUUCCUCCAUGGCCGGCGCAAGGGCCAAGCGGGCUGCUAUCCAGCGCGGCCAUCGUUCACGACGCCGUGCAGGGGAGACUGUGUCACUGACUCCCUCAAUAUCUCAACUCGGCGCGUUUAAAGGUUCGGAGGGGCCUGGGGCAGAUAUUCUUACUUAAUGGUCGAAGUACUUCGGGCUAACCACAGAAUGUAGAUGCCAGCC